UCUUUUCUCAAAAAUUUACUAUUCCAUUUAAUUAGAAAGCUUUUACAAUGUAUUUUUGUCUUAUUCCCUUAUCUAAUCAUUUUCUCCCUUAAGAAGAUAUUAUCCCUAUAUUGUAAUUUGACUAUAAAUAUUGGUUAAAAUUGUAAGUUCUUCAUAUUUGCAUCCUACUAUAGUAACUCAGAGAUGUUUUCAUAUAAAUCAAUUAUUUAACAGAUUUAGUAUUGACCUACAAAACUGCUUGAUUCUAGAAAUGUGCUAUAAAAGAAAAAAGACAAACAUAGUUGUAACAAUGCCAUAUAUCAUAAAAUGAGAGGAGGAGGGAUUAAUUUUUCCUUUCUCCUUUAGUCUCUUUAGGAACAUGCCCUCCAUGUUUGAGAAAGAGGCCAAGAAUGUGGUCAAAGAGCUGGGUACAAAAAACCUAAUACCUGUCACCAGCUUCUACAGCUCUAACCAAUUCCGCCCUUUCUGUCUGAUGAGGAAGAAGAGAAGUCAUAUCUUCAGCCAUUUUUGGGAAAAGCCUCUUAUUCCUACUGAUUUGUCACUCAUGGAUAUUCUGGAGCCAAGUUCCAUAAACCCAGAACUGACCUAUACAGGACCCUUUAAAUUCUCUUUCACUGUGGAUGGAAAGUUGAAGACUGACAUGGAUUUUAAUGCAGGAGUAACGAUUGGGGUGUCCGCUGAGGUUACAAGGUCCCAUAAGUCCUUCCUGGAAGUACAGAUUGUUAAUGUCCCUCAGGUCAUGUGGACAAAUAUGCAGAGGAAUAGGAAACUGUUACAACCAGAGCAUUCUUUCCUUUUGGAGUGUUGGAAUCGAAGGGAAGACCUGUUUGUGGUGAUAGAGGCUGUGGAAGUCUUGAACUCUCCUGUUAUCCAGAGCAGCAGCAAUAUUGGUGGUGAUGGGAAAUUAACCUUGUCCAGAAUAUCAAAUGUACAGGACAAAAGCGGAGCCCACUUGAACAGACAAAAGUCAGUCUCUAUCCCCAAAGGCAGUAUCAUGGCUUAUAGGGCAGUGAAGCUACUUAUCCAGGAGGAGAAAUGGGUCAUUCUUCACAUCCCUGAUCACGAGAAGAAUACAUUUCAAUAUAAGAAAACUUUUUCUCCCUGGAGUAAAGAGGAACAAUCUCAUACGGAAAUAGGUUUGGGGUCUAUGCGUGGCAUGGAGGAGAAAUUAGAGUGGAAAGAUUAUCCAAAACUCAGCCUCUUCCUUGAGACCAUAGAAGAGACACAGCAAGGCUUUGGAUGGAAGCAACAAGACAGGAAUAACUGCCAAAGAGUAAGGGAUUUCCAAAGACUACUGGAAGAAGUGACUUUUCAGAAGAAGGACUUGGUUAGGAUGCCUGGAAAGCAGAGGACCACCUUGCUCUGUGCCCUCCAUGACCUUCUGGGAAACAGAACUGCACUUCAGGAUUUAGAGGACAAGCUGCUGCAUGUUUUGGAUUCAGGAAUUUGGGGGAAGAUGGAAGGCCCUGGGAACACAAUUCUAAGCAAUUUGCAAGAUUCCUCAGACUCCCCAGUGAAUGGUUACAUAACUGGAUUUCUCUACCUCCUUGAAGCUUUAGCAGCUCUGAGUGACAAUCAACAUGAUCUACUUGCCCAGUCCUUGGAGAAGAAGAUCCUAUCUCAGCAACUGAAGCUGGUGAAAAGCAUCUUGGAGACAAACUUCAAUCAGUUCCACAGUACCUUCAUCCUCCCGCCAGAAAUUCUCUCCCUGAUUGAUGAAGAACUGAACCUUAGCCUAGAAUUGGUAGAGGAUUGUGGUCUGCAGCUGCAAAGGACUGAGCAAAUGCUCAUCUUGGAUCCAGAGGGAAAAAAUCCACUGUGUGCACUAUAUGGGGCUCUUUCAUGCUUGUUGUCACUAAGUGAAGACUAACCUCCUCCUUAGAACAGCCAAGUUUCCCACAAGAACUGCUAAGAGAUAUAGGAUUUUGACAGCAAUCACCAGCAAAAAUGAGCAACCCAACCUUGAGAUAGGUCUUAUUUUGAUUCGAUAUAGUCCACAACUAUCCUUAUAGCACUGAGCUUAGAUUCACUUGCUUUGCCGACAUUUAUUUAUUGAUGGGCUCAUAAAUGUGUGUAAUGGCUAUUAGAGGUGAUGGUAUAACCUUGCUUCAUUUCUCACACCACUUUCAUAUAUGUCUAAGUAUAAAUAAUCCCCAAUCCAAAAAACUUGGGCAAAACUGAUAGGGGUGACUCAAGACUAAAACUAAUCCCACUCAUAUUCAGAUUCAGUCAGAGAAGCAGGGGAACAAUUAGGGAAUAGUAGAAGAAAAACCAAGCCCAAGUCUUUGAAACUAUCUAAUUAAUCCAAGGCUAUCUGAAUAGGCUUUGGUUAGAAAAUGUCAUUUGCAUCCAGAAAAAGAACUAAGGAGAUUGAAUGUAAAUUAAACACAUGCUAUGUUCAUU
Sarcophilus harrisii (Tasmanian devil) is the source of this 2403-nucleotide messenger RNA. It is a transcript of the gene GSDMC, whose product is annotated as gasdermin C. The record is from RefSeq and is a predicted model, not a curated record. Gene Ontology annotation, molecular function: phosphatidylinositol-4,5-bisphosphate binding; phosphatidylinositol-4-phosphate binding; phosphatidylserine binding. Gene Ontology annotation, biological process: defense response to bacterium; pyroptotic inflammatory response. Bases 359 to 1870 code for a protein of 503 amino acids. Lineage: Eukaryota; Metazoa; Chordata; Mammalia; Dasyuromorphia; Dasyuridae. The transcript has 11 exons.